Molecule: messenger RNA, 1746 nt
Organism: Budorcas taxicolor (takin)
Lineage: Eukaryota; Metazoa; Chordata; Mammalia; Artiodactyla; Bovidae
Gene: FZD10
Product: frizzled class receptor 10
Exons: 1
Coding region: 1-1746 (581 amino acids)
Biological process (GO): canonical Wnt signaling pathway; non-canonical Wnt signaling pathway
Cellular component (GO): plasma membrane
Molecular function (GO): Wnt receptor activity; Wnt-protein binding
Source: RefSeq, a predicted model, not a curated record
AUGCAGCGUCCGGGCCCCCGCCUGUGGCUAGUUCUGCAGGUGAUGGGCUCGUGCGCUGCCAUCAGCUCCAUGGACAUGGAGCGGCCGGGCGACGGCAAGUGCCAGCCCAUCGAAAUCCCGAUGUGCAAGGACAUUGGCUACAACAUGACCCGCAUGCCCAACCUGAUGGGCCAUGAGAAUCAGCGCGAGGCCGCCAUCCAGCUGCACGAGUUCGCGCCGCUGGUGGAGUACGGCUGCCACGGCCACCUCCGCUUCUUUCUGUGCUCCCUGUACGCGCCCAUGUGCACCGAGCAAGUCUCCACCCCCAUCCCCGCCUGCCGGGUCAUGUGUGAGCAGGCCCGGCUAAAGUGCUCCCCGAUCAUGGAGCAGUUCAACUUCAAGUGGCCCGACUCCCUGGACUGCAGCAAACUCCCCAAUAAGAACGACCCCAAUUACCUGUGCAUGGAGGCGCCCAACAACGGUUCGGACGAGCCCGCGCGGGGCUCGGGCAUGUUCCCGCCGCUCUUCAGGCCGCAGCGACCCCACAGCGCGCAGGAGCACCAGCUGAAGGAUGGGGGGCCGGGGCGAGCCGGCUGCGACAACCCGGGCAAGUUUCACCACGUGGAGAAGAGUGCGUCGUGCGCUCCGCUCUGCACGCCCGGCGUGGACGUGUAUUGGAGCCGCGACGACAAGCGCUUCGCGGUGGUCUGGCUGGCUGUCUGGUCUGUGCUCUGCUUCUUCUCCAGCGCCUUCACCGUGCUCACCUUCCUCAUCGACCCAGCGCGCUUCCGGUACCCCGAGCGCCCCAUCAUCUUCCUGUCCAUGUGCUACUGCGUCUACUCGGUGGGCUACAUCAUCCGCCUCUUUGCGGGCGCCGAGAGCAUCGCCUGCGACCGGGACAGCGGACAGCUCUAUGUCAUCCAGGAGGGCCUGGAGAGCACGGGCUGCACCCUGGUCUUCCUGGUCCUUUACUACUUCGGCAUGGCCAGCUCCCUGUGGUGGGUGAUUCUCACCCUCACCUGGUUCCUGGCCGCGGGCAAGAAGUGGGGCCACGAGGCUAUCGAGGCCAACAGCAGCUACUUCCAUCUGGCCGCCUGGGCCAUUCCGGCCGUGAAGACCAUCCUGAUCCUGGUGAUGCGCCGGGUCGCGGGGGACGAGCUGACCGGCGUCUGCUAUGUGGGCAAUAUGGACAUCAAUGCUCUCACCGGCUUCGUGCUCAUCCCCUUGGCCUGUUACCUCAUCAUCGGCACUUCCUUUAUUCUCUCCGGCUUCGUGGCCCUUUUCCACAUCCGGAGGGUGAUGAAAACGGGUGGGGAGAACACGGACAAACUCGAGAAGCUCAUGGUGCGGAUUGGGGUCUUCUCCGUGCUCUACACGGUGCCGGCCACUUGUGUGAUUGCCUGCUACUUUUACGAACGCCUCAACGUGGAGUACUGGAAAAUCCUGGCCACGCAGCACAAGUGCAAAAUGAACAACCAGACUAAAAACCUGGACUGUCUGAUGGCCACCUCCAUUCCAGCAGUGGAGAUCUUCAUGGUGAAGAUUUUCAUGCUGCUGGUGGUGGGCAUCACCAGUGGCAUGUGGGUCUGGACAUCUAAGACUCUGCAGUCCUGGCAGAACGUUUGCAGCCGCAGGUUCAAGAAAAAGAGCCGGAGAAAACCGGCCAGCGUGAUCACCAGCAGUGGAAUUUACAAAAAAGCCCAGCAUCCCCCCAAAACCCAUCUGGGGAAAUAUGAAAUCCCUGCCCAGCCUCCCACCUGUGUGUAA